CGGCGGGGCAGCCUGGAGAUGUCCUCGGACGGGGAGCCCCUGAGCCGGAUGGACUCGGAGGACAGCAUAAGCAGCACUAUAAUGGACGUAGACAGCACAAUUUCCAGUGGGCGUUCGACUCCAGUUAUGAUGAACGGCCAAGGAGUUACUGCUUCAUCGGCAAAAAGUAUUGCUUAUAACUGUUGUUGGGACCAGUGCCAUGCUUGCUUCAACUCCAGCCCGGAUCUGGCAGAUCACAUUCGCUCCAUACAUGUAGAUGGUCAGCGAGGAGGGGUAUUUGUUUGCUUGUGGAAAGGUUGCAAAGUAUAUAAUACACCUUCAACAAGUCAAAGUUGGUUACAGAGGCAUAUGCUGACACACAGUGGGGACAAACCUUUCAAGUGUGUGGUUGGUGGGUGCAAUGCCAGUUUUGCAUCUCAGGGAGGGCUGGCUCGUCAUGUGCCCACGCACUUCAGCCAGCAGAACUCUUCAAAAGUUGCCAGCCAGCCAAAGGCCAAAGAGGAAUCUCCUUCUAAAGCUGGAAUGAACAAAAGAAGGAAGUUAAAGAACAAAAGACGACGCUCAUUACCAAGACCACAUGACUUCUUUGAUGCACAAACACUGGAUGCCAUACGACAUCGAGCCAUCUGCUUCAACCUCUCAGCUCAUAUAGAAAGUUUAGGAAAAGGCCAUAGUGUUGUAUUUCAUAGUACUGUAAUAGCUAAAAGAAAAGAGGAGUCUGGAAAAAUAAAACUCUUGCUUCACUGGACACCAGAAGACAUUCUGCCUGAUGUGUGGGUAAAUGAAAGUGAACGACAUCAAUUAAAAACUAAAGUAGUUCAUUUAUCAAAACUACCAAAAGAUACUGCCUUGCUUCUGGACCCAAACAUAUACAGAACAAUGCCACAGAAGAGGUUGAAGAGGUAAAAACCAAGCAAUUGGGGACACCUGCAGUCUUAGUCACUGACAAUGGAAUUAGAAAUAAAGUUGCACAUUAGUCAAGGCCCCCCAACCCACCCCCAUCCUUUUUUUUCAAAUCCUUAGAUAAUAUUUAUGCUUAGUGUAAACAUUCUGUGAAUGAAGUAGAUGCUUCUGUGGAAUAUAUUAAUAUAUUACUGUAUAUCCACAUUGUCAUGGAAUGGUACAGUGGGAGACUGAGCAAACACUCUUCUGGCAACUUAGUGGAACAACUAAAAGGCUUUGCAUGCUUGCUUCUUUAAGCUGCUUUUCUUUUGUUAGUAUAUACAGUAGUUUGAUGAAAAGAGGAAGUAACUAACCAUCACAACUUACACAGUUCCCAGGAGAACUCUUAACAAGCUGCUAAGAGUUUAACACUCACCAGAGAAUGAACAAACUACCAAGGCUUUAUCCUAUUACCUUCUGAGUAUGGUGUAUAGUGAUCAGUCGUCAUUUGUACACUUGUGCGUCCUUUCACAAAAACUAUGAGACAUUAAUUGAUGUUUAAACAAAUGUUAAUGGAAUGCUUGUUUUUCCCAAUCAACUCUAAAUUCAUAUAUCCAAGUAAGACUGAAAGGUGUUGUUAAGAGUGUUGCAGUAUGUCUGCCCCUUUUUCAGGACUAGUACUGUAUGUUAAUGAGGUCUACUUCUAUGUAAUCUUUAUUACUGAACGGUUUUUGAAAAACCUCCAGUUAAGCAGUUAGUGAAAUUGGUGUUUGAUUUUAAUUUUUUGACCUUUUAAGACUGUCACUUGUACAGUAUGUGUUUUUUUUAUUUGGCCUAAUCUUUUCUAGAUGUAAAGAAAAUGAUAUUUUUUUAAAACAUCUAGAAAUUCAACCUUUAUGCACCAAAGUUGGCUUUGAAAAGGAAAAUAAAAUCACUUUCUUGCUUAAUAAGCAAGAAAUCAUGGAUUUUUUUAACUUACAGAAAUAGAAAUGUGUGUAACUUGUUAGUCUUGUAUGGAGACAAAAAUGUUGCAUAUAGAUAAUAGGACAUUGCUUGUAAAUAAUUCAGCAGAUUUGUAAUAUAUUUUUAUAUUAUGAAAUGUACUGUAGAUGUUUUUCUAGAGGCAUGAAAGUUAAAAUGUAUAUAUUAUGUUAGAAAAUAUGGAAGGAUAUUGUAAUUCACUAGCGCUGCCAGAAGAAAUGUUUAAAAAAGCACCUUCCUAACAACAAAAAAAGUCGUUUGCAUACCUAAGGGACUAUGUACUACUGUUAAUAUCUGUUGUAAGAACAAAAAUACAUUGAACAUCCUUCCCAGAAAUCUUUGAGGGAUGAACAGAACCCAUAAUGGCACUCCUUUCUGAUAGUGAACGUGAAAUCAGUCAUUUCCUUGCUGUUGGAAGGAACUAAUGUAAAAUAUAUGUGGAUAUAUGCAGUCAAACUGCAGAAUUAGUCUUCCUUAUUGGGGAGGAAUUUUCACGUUACUACAGUGAAACGAAAAACCAGCAGUUUUUACACUAAAAUUUUAUUAAAUAGAAUAAAACUUAGAAUUAACCCUUUGGCUGCAGGGUUAAGUGUUUCCUAAUAUAAUACGAAUGCAUUCUGCAUUGGUACUGACACAAGAGACUUGCUUGGCUCCAACGGGUUAAAUAUGUUACUUAUAUACAUGAAAAAUCUUAUCAAACAAAAUGAAGUGCAGAUUAAGAGCACCACUAAUAUAAGAUGUUCUGGACUGGUUGUUUAAUAAAUAAGGGUAUUAUUCAUAAGAUUUGUAGCAACCUGACUUUAUUUUUUAAAAAAGUACAGUGUUUUGUUUAAUUGUUUUGCUUGAGCACUUCAUCUACUGCUUAUUCUGUACCUAUAAAGUAAUCCACAAUCUCUUUGGUUCUUUUUUAAAAUUUGUUAUAAAAUUGCCAAAUAGAAGUGUUUCAGAUAUAGUUUGUAUUUGUAUUUUUUUAAUUUUAUUGCUUCAUGAGUUCCUUGUAAGUCAUCUAUAAUUGACAGAUGAUUGUAGACCUUGCCUGAGUAUUUUUUCUAAUAAAACAAAGCAAAUAACCACAUGUUAGCUUCCAAAUUGUAACCAUUCAA
Molecule: messenger RNA, 2966 nt
Organism: Emys orbicularis (European pond turtle)
Lineage: Eukaryota; Metazoa; Chordata; Testudines; Emydidae
Gene: AEBP2
Product: AE binding protein 2
Exons: 8
Coding region: 19-906 (295 amino acids)
Biological process (GO): regulation of transcription by RNA polymerase II
Cellular component (GO): ESC/E(Z) complex
Source: RefSeq, a predicted model, not a curated record